Caenorhabditis briggsae is the source of this 582-nucleotide messenger RNA. The record is from RefSeq and is a predicted model, not a curated record. Bases 1 to 582 code for a protein of 193 amino acids. The transcript has 4 exons. Lineage: Eukaryota; Metazoa; Nematoda; Chromadorea; Rhabditida; Rhabditidae.
AUGGCGUUUCCACGUAUUCUGGAACCAGAAGAUGAGAGCAUUCUGUCCCCGUUUGAAAUUAAAGUUCGGCAUUUGCUAUCGUUGAUUUUCCGAUUCAUUCUAGCGGUUUUUACUGCCUCACAUUUGUUUGAUUUUAUGUUUUCAAGCAUCUGGAUGCACGGUUAUGUAUGGACUCUGAACCUUCCGAUUGACCUGGAUAUGACAGAUAAACCUGCUGGUGCUCUCGUCAGACAUCAACUGGAUAAUAUGGACAACUUUGAGAGAACUGUUCAAGCAGUUUUGAUUGUUCUAGCCGUUGUUAUGCUAUUAUUAGCACAAGGAUUCACAUCAAGACCUGGAAAAACUACAUGGCAACUUUUCAAAAUAUCCAGUAUUGUUGGUUUAAUUUGCGGAUUUUUGAGACCUGUCCAGUUGCAACAACGAUUCUUCUCAAGUCUCCACGAAGGAUUUUACUGCUACUUUUUGUUCUUCACAAUUUCUUUUAUUCUAACAGUUCGAUUCGAUGAAAAACUACCGAAGAAGGGAGUUUCAGAAGUUGUAGAAGUUUCAAAAGAAGCUGAAAAAGAGAAAAAAGAUAAUUGA